AUGGUGGAAAUGUUGACAAUGCGAGGAGUAACUCGUUUUGAUAUGGAUCAAAAGUGUUGGCGGACUCCAGUUGUUCCCGAAAACUAUCAGAUUUCGCUGGGAAUGUUCGAUCAGUUGAAAGAGGGUCUUCGAGACCGUCAGAAAGACGGGUUUCUGAAGUUUUGCCAGUCAUUGCAUCCGGACAUUCGUAAUAAUGAGCUAGCAAUUGACUUGAUUGUGCUUAUUGUACUGUUCGAUUCGAAUCGCGAUGCACUUCUCGACCCAGCUGAUCGUAUUACUGUUGCACGGCACUGUCAGGAAUAUCAAGCUCUCCUGCAUCGUUGUGAAAGUGACGGAAAACUAGAUAUGGGAUUAUUGUGA
Gongylonema pulchrum is the source of this 360-nucleotide messenger RNA. The record is from the annotation of a GenBank genome assembly. Lineage: Eukaryota; Metazoa; Nematoda; Chromadorea; Rhabditida; Gongylonematidae.